ACAAGUUCCUCCGAAUCUUUAUAUUUAUUGAAGGGAUAUUAGUUAUUUUUUGGGUGUAUAUGUAUAUUACAAUGUCUCAAUAGCAAUUAGAUAAAUUGAUCUUAUAGGGUUUUCGAUUCAGUGCUUAUUCUAUCUAUCAUCGAUUUGAAAGUUGUUUGACACGGCAUCCAAAAAACUUGAUUUUGGCGAUAAUCUUAUGAACACCGUAGACGUAUAAAACUAUAUCACAAUAACUUAUUAACUCUUGAUACUUUCAGUGCUGCUUAUCAGCUUAAAAGUCUACAAAAUAUUUUAAAAAUCUCCUGGGAUUUUCUUUCGAGUGCAAACUCAACAUAAUGGUAUGCCGAUUACGUUCACCAUUUCAGUUCACUCGAGGCAAGCAAAACUUAAAGUAUGUUUAAAUUCUGAGUGCGGGUCCGAUCAAUUAAUGAAAUACUUUCGAGUUAAAAUUCAACUUUUUGAGAAACAACUAUAAAAAAAAAAAAUAUUGAGAAAGUAAUUUUUGGCUUGUGAAAUAAUGUUAUUUGGCUAUUUAAAGCCAUUAAAACUAAUUACCCAUAGAAAUUUAGAACAUAUGUUAAUUUUAGAUAUUUUUUAUUAUUUUUCCAAGAAUAAGUGUCAAGUGCUUAAUGCGAGAAGUUAUUAUCUUUUUUAUAUGCGUGUAACUACAUUGCAUCUGGCUAAAUAAGGAUUACAAUAAUGGCGAAUCAAGAGUACAGAAUAAAUUGCAUAAAAUACGCGCUUUUGAUUGUAAGCAUUUUGUUUAAGCUGACUGGAGUUUUUCUAAUAGGGUUGGGAACCGUUCUCCUUGGAAGUUUCCAAAGUAUUAAACACCUCCACCUGUUCGUCGAUGUACACUUAUCAACUCCACCGGCGUUUCUCAUCGCCAUUGGAUUUUUUAUCAUCGCAGUGGCCACUUUGGGAACUGUUGGAUCCCUCAAGGAGAGUGUGAUGUUAAUUAACUUGUUUGGGCUAUGCCUGUUGCUGGUUUUAAUCUUAGAAAUAUCACUAGCCAUUACAGCUCAAGCGUCAUAUUCGAAGGAGAAAACCUUUGACACAAUGAACGAGGCUCUUGCAAAAUAUGGCAAUGAUCACUAUGUGACACAAGAACUAAAUCAUUUGCAAUCUGAAUUUAAUUGCUGCGGAGUGAAAAAUCAUACAGAUUGGGAGGAGCAUUUAGGCAACGGAAACUAUCACAUUGAACGGGAUGCCAAGGUGGUGCCAAAUUCCUGCUGCCACCAUCAAGAGACGAAACAUGUGAGAAACGACACCCAUUUGGUCUGCCAAAAACCUUUCAAAAACGGCUGCUUCGACGAGGUUCACUCCAGGGUAUCGAAGAGUUUCACUUGGAUUACCAUCGGAGUCACUAUCGAGGCCUUUUUCCAGGCGAUGGGCAUGGUGUGUGCCUUUUUGUUGGCCAAAAUGCUGCGCUGGAACAAGUCCUUGCGGCUGGCUUAUCGCGUCAACUUAUUGAAUGAAUUUAAUACUGGCGAGUAAUUUGUAAUAAAGUGUUUACAUAAAAUUUUUAAUUUGAUAACCAAAGUA
Drosophila elegans is the source of this 1545-nucleotide messenger RNA. RefSeq names its product CD63 antigen-like. The transcript is spliced from 4 exons. NCBI's taxonomy places the organism in Eukaryota, Metazoa, Arthropoda, Insecta, Diptera, Drosophilidae. Gene Ontology annotation, cellular component: membrane. The record is from RefSeq and is a predicted model, not a curated record. Bases 700 to 1497 code for a protein of 265 amino acids.